Molecule: messenger RNA, 3530 nt
Organism: Acanthopagrus latus (yellowfin seabream)
Lineage: Eukaryota; Metazoa; Chordata; Actinopteri; Spariformes; Sparidae
Product: spermatid perinuclear RNA binding protein
Exons: 20
Coding region: 651-2885 (744 amino acids)
Cellular component (GO): precatalytic spliceosome
Molecular function (GO): single-stranded RNA binding; double-stranded RNA binding
Source: RefSeq, a predicted model, not a curated record
CUCUCCCCCCUGCUCCACUCGUCUCGUGCGAGAGAAGAGAAACCAGCAGGCGGCUCCGGGCUCGCGCUCUCUCUCCCUCGCUGCCCGGUUGUCAAGGUACUGGCAGUCUGUGACUUCUGCUCGCUGCGGCAGGACGGUGACAGCUCCGCUCGGCUCUCUACUCACUCGUAGCUCGGAUUUUUCGCCCCUUUUGGAUUUCUAUGUUUUGGUGUCAGUGGCGGAGACUCUCAGCAGCUUCUUUACGAGCCCCAGAGUGGUUGCAGGUGUAGACAGGUCAUAUAUUCGCCUCUUAAUGAUGAUGGAUGGCAGGACUGCAGAGAGCAAGAACAGAGAGAAAAGUGGAGCGAUGCAGGGGGAUAAAGAGAUAGCAGAGUGGUGAACCCUGCCAGCUCUGACGCCGUGACUCCAGACAGACACAGAGGCUGACGCUGAAAAAGAAGAGGGCAGAAAAAAGAUAGGGAGGACAGAGGGGGAAGUACAACCUCUUGUAGAGUGGUCGCCAGAGUGACAGAGGAGCACAUGUGGAGCGGAAACAGCACGACAGCAACAUCCUGACCGGUAACCUUGCUUCUGCACCCCAUCACGCCGCCCAGCAGCUCAAGAAGCGGGCGUCAGAAGGAAGGAAACGUGCGACCACUCCUCCUGCAGGCAUGAGGUCCUUCCGUUCCUUCAGUAAUGAUGAUCGCCAUGUCAUGGCGAAACACUCCACCAUCUACCCCUCCUCUCAAGAGCUGGAGGCUGUUCAGACACUGGUGUCCACCGUGGAGUGCGCCCUCAAACACGUCUCUGACUGGCUGGAUAAGAGCAACAGCGACGCCCACAGCCAGGCCGCUGACAGCCAACCAGCAGACAGCACAGAGGAGGACGAUCCUGGAGAAGAGGCCAGCGACGAAACUGAGGAGUCAAGUGACGGCUACAGAGAGUCCAGCAGUGGCGGCGUGCUGUGUGGAGUGAUGAGGAUCGGUCUUGUGGCCAAAGGCCUCCUGAUCAAAGGCGACAUGGACCUGGAGCUCGUGCUGAUGUGUAGAGACAAACCCACACAGACACUGCUGGACACUGUCUGUCACAAUUUACCCACACAGAUUGAGAAGCUGACAGAAGAGAAAUAUGAGGUCACAAGCUCCUUGCCCGAGGUGGCCAUUUUGGUACAAACUACAACAGAGCCCAAACUCACUCUCAAGAUUACCCUCACCUCGCCGGCCAUGAGGGAAGACGAGGACGAAGAGGAGGAGGAGGAAGAGGAGGAGUUGGAGAAUGGGGAGGAAGGAGAGGAGGAGGAGAAGGAGGAGGUGGAGGAGGAAGAGGAAGAGGAGGAGCAGGAGCAGGAGAUGAAGAAUGGGCAAGUGUUGGGUGCUGCUGCGCACAGAGUGGAGGCUGAGGAGGAGGAGGAGGAGGAGGAGGAGGGGGAGGUGCUGGAUAGACACAGAUGUCUGUUGGCCCUGGCAGCGCUACGACACGCCAAGUGGUUCCAGGCUCGAGUGAACGGACUCAAGUCCUGCGUUAUCGUUCUCAGGAUACUUAGAGACAUGUGCAAUAGACACCCUGUCUGGGAGCCUCUCAAGGGAUGGCCCUUAGAGCUUAUCUGCGAGAAGGCAAUUGCCACCUGCAACAGACCUCUCGGGGCUGGAGAGGCGCUGCGCCGAGUCAUGGAGUGUCUGGCCUCAGGCAUUCUGCUACCAGGUGGUCCAGGUUUACACGACCCAUGUGAGAAAGAGCCAACAAACACACUAGCCAACAUGAGCGACCAGCAGGCUGAGGCCAUUACCUACAGCGCACAGCACGCUCUCAGACUCAUGGCAUUUGGACAAAUCUACAAGGUGUUGGAGAUGGAGCCUCUUCCCUCAAACAAACCAUCACAAAAAUACCCCUGGUCUGAUAAAGAAGGAUUAGGUCUGAAGAGGCCGUACGAGGACGGAACAAUGGAUGACAAGGACCUCAUCAAGAAGAUGAAGAGGAAUCUGAGGAAAGUCCUAGACAGUAAAGCCAUAGACUCCAACCAGCCGAUGAAUGCCCUGAUGCGGUUGAACCAGAUCCGGCCGGGGCUGCAGUAUCGCCUGCUGUCCCAGUCGGGCCCGGUUCACGCUCCGGUCUUCACCAUGUCUGUUGAUCUGGAUGGAACCGUUUACGAAGCAUCGGGAUCCUCCAAGAAGACCGCUAAGCUCCACGUUGCCGUCAAGGUUCUCCAGGCAAUGGGCUACCCGACAGGUUUUGACUCAGACCUGGACCCCAUGAGUUCAGACGAGAAGUCAGAUGGCGAGGGGAAGAGCGAGACGUCAUCACACACUAGCAAUAACCCAACACACUCCUCGGACAGUUCCAACACACUGGAGGUGCGAACUCAGGGUCCCAUACUGACGGCGAGUGGGAAGAACCCCGUCAUGGAGCUAAACGAAAAAAGACGAGGCCUCAAAUACGAACUCAUCUCUGAAAGUGGAGGCAGCCAUGACAAACGCUUUGUUAUGGAGGUGGAGGUCGAUGGGCAGAAGUUUCGUGGGGCAGGCCCCAACAAAAAAGUGGCAAAGGCCAGCGCUGCUUUGGCAGCUCUGGAAAAACUCUUCUCUGGUCCCAAUGCAGCUGCAAACAAGAAGAAAAAGAUUUUGCCUCAGACUAAAGGAGCCCUGGCUGCGGCAGCAGCAGCCUCAGCAGUAGCAGCUCAGGUAGCCAGAGGACGAGGAAGAGCAGCACUCGCGAGAGGAGCCUUCGUCAGUGCAGCUGCACCUGGAUACGUCACACCAGGCUUCGGGACACCGUAUGGCUACAGCCCAGCUGCAGCAGCUGCUCCUGCAUACGGUGGUCUUUUCAUUGACAAUCCCUUCUACCAGCCACGGACCAUCGCUCCUUUUAUCAUUCACCUGGGUCCCCAGGAUCUCUUCUCUGACUUCUAGAGGCAGCAGGUUGUUUUGGAUCCUCACUCUUAACCUGUCGCGCAUAAGCGGGGACACCUGUUUUUUUUGUUUUUUUUGUUUUUUUUCCGUCCUUCUGAGCGGGCCAUCUUUCUACACAGGUGACGGACUCACAGAUCCAAAACUGUUUUCGGUUUGGAAGACGUCGUCUCGCCUACUGACUGAGAGGCUCAGUGCUCCUCUCUCUGUUUCCUCCUCCUCUCUCGGCCCAGAUUUAUCACUUCAGAGGGGAGUAACUUUACACAAAGCAAUACUCGGAUUUUACGAGAAACGUUCGGCUGCGACUGCGCAGCGAGUAUGGCCCGAACGUUUGGUCUUUCUUAUAGCAAUACACCUGAGCUCCUCUCUUCAAGCUUACUUUACUUGAGAAGAUGUGAAUGUCCGAUUGGAGUUUGGCCCGACACAGCAUUGCAAUAGCUCAUUCUGAUUGUAUAUUCAUUGUAUGUGUGCGUACGUGUGGCUAUAACAUGACUAUAUACACAUAUAUGUAUGGUGUAUGUUUCUAUAACGACGUGUUGACAAUAAUAUUACUAUAUGAUGAUGUAUUUAUGUAAAUAUUCUAUAAAUAUAACUAUUGUUGGUAUAAAUUAUUUUAGGAUUAUAAAGUGAGAUGUAACUGUAAUAUCA